AGUGCCUCAAACGUCAUCGUGUGACGUUUUGCUGAGUGCAUUUCUUUCUCUCCUCCAUUAACUUUAUUUUCUUUUUAUUGUAUUUGCAUUAUCGUCUCUUCAUUCGACUAUAUUCAGUUCUAAAAUUACUAUGCAUCACUAUCAUAAGUAGUACGUGACCAGAACACACCAUCAAGCUUGUGUUUUCCAAAGAAAGAUAAAAUCUCCGUCCGCUUAAAAAAUAUGGAUGGUCAGGACCAGAUGGAGAUGAAAUUCAGCGGCGGCAGUGAAGUCGGCGGGUUGGAGCUCUGCAUUGUCUGUGGAGAUAGAGCGUCUGGGAGGCACUAUGGAGCUAUCAGUUGUGAAGGUUGCAAAGGCUUCUUCAAGCGGAGCAUCCGCAAGAAGCUGGGCUACCAAUGUCGGGGCAGCAUGAACUGCGAGGUGACCAAGCACCACCGUAACCGCUGCCAGUACUGCAGGCUGCAGAAGUGCCUCGCCUGCGGGAUGCGGAGUGACUCGGUUCAGCAUGAGAGGAAGCCGAUCGUGGACAAGGUGAAGCCCGAGCGCGGCGAGGGUCUCCACGAGCGGCAGGCCUACUCUAAGCUGCUGGGUUUGGCUGGGCAGCAGGGACAGAUAAAUCCAAAAGAAGAGCCGAGCGAAUUCGGUGCGGUGUCGCCCGCAGCGCCUGCGAUCAACUUCGCGCUCGCCGCCGCCGUCGCCUUCAACAAGGGGAACCCAGUGCCGGGCUAUUUGGGCGCCGGCGACAUGGAGGGCGCGCGGCGGCAACAACUCCUCCUGCAGACACAGCUUGCUAAAAACCUUUUCAAGAUGGGACAAUUCGGAGCUAUCAAUGAGUACCUGCAGUCCGCGUACGCGGCCCCGGAGGCGCCUCUCGCGCCCCAAGCUGAUGCUCCACAACCUGAAGUGGUGGACCCUUCAGCAGUCCUCUCAACCCCGGAGUCCCUGACAUUACACAUGGCACUUCCUGGAGGCGCACCGCCCCAUCUAAGACUGCAUGCAGUAUGCGAGGCAGGGGCUAGACUUCUGGCCGCUAUCAGUCGCUGGUUGCUGGCUAUACCUGCUGCGAGGGCUUUACCAUUCGAGAUCCAAGUGACCCUGCUCAAGAAAUGCUGGCCCGAGCUUUUCGUACUAGGGCUGGCCAAGUUGUCGUCAGCAUUGCAGCUGACUGCAUUGCUGCCGCAGAUGGUAGCGCACCUGCAGGCCGUGCUGCGCGAGCGAGCAGGCAACACUGAGUGCGAGAGAGAACGCGGCGCCGAGAUAACUACUGCGGAUUAUUCUGACGAGCGAGUAUCUGAAGUGAGCAGCAUGCUGUCUCGCUUGCAACAAUACAUCGGUAAUAUGGAGCAGCUACGAGUGAGCGAGAGGGAACAUGCCCAUUUGCGAGCGCUAUGCCUGUUUUCACCAGACGGCGCCCCAGACUUCCUAAGCAAGAAGCUUCGCGAGCUCCAAUCGUCCGUGCUUCGCUCGCUGCGCGCUCUCUGCGCCGCCGACGAGGAGCGCUGCGCCACGCUACUGCUGCAGCUGCCCGUGCUGCGAGCCUUCACGGGACCCUUCCUAGAGGACGUGUUCUUCGUCGGCUUCGUCGGCGACGUCAGCAUCGACGACGUCGUGCCGUACUUGCUCAACGCCGAGCGCUGACGUAAUUUCAACGACAUCAAUUUAGCUGAAGGUAAGUGUGUAUUAGCCUAAACUUAUAAAAGAAGUAUUUUUAUAUGUGGAUAUUGUAUAAGUAAAAACUGUCAGUAAAUAUUUGAAGAAUAUUUUAAAUGUUAAUAAAAUACAGUAAAAGAGCAUGCACAAAGCCGUGACGAGUGGCGAAAGACAGGGGAGGCCUUUGCCCAGCAGUGGGACACAGUAUAGGCUAUUAAAAAAAAUACAGUAAAAUCUGUGUGAUUUCUAAUGGUGGAUAUUGCAAUAUAACAAGAUUUGUUUAAUUAAAUCUAUGAUUUUACAAAGAAAAUAUAACGAUUUUAAUGUUUAUAAAUCUUUUACAGCAGCAUUAUUAAGGCUCAAUGCUGAAUUUUAUCAAAGUCAAAAUUAUUCGUGUUAACUUUAUAAUUGGUAAUGUCUGUAUAAAAAUAAUUUUAUAUAUUUGUUCUUUAAUUCGAGAAUAUUUGUUUGAAAUUUAUUUGACGAAAGUUUAUGCAAUACAAAUUUACAGAUUGGUCACUGUGGGGAAGACCGUCUAUAAGCUCUUUUGUCGCUUUUAAGUCUUGCGUUACAAACAUACCGGAUCUACCCUACUUAAGCACUAUUUAUACUCUGUAUCUUUAGGUAUUUAAAUAAAAGUAAACAAAAUCUAGCCUCAAAUGGCUCCUCAAGUCGAACGAAUAAAGAAGAAUAUAGUCAGGUCCUUCAGUGACAGGUUCAGGCGUUUUUGUAUUUGGUUGGUUAACCAAUAAAUGUUACCAACUACCUGAAACUUUACAAAUUAUUUGUUUACUUUUAUUUAAAUACUUAAAAGAUACAGAGUAUAGACGGUUCAAGAUUUUGCAUGCGAUUUACGUUACAUUACAAUUUACAGUAUUUGGUCGGUCGACUGAAUUGCGUACUCUGUAAUCAGCAAUAUCGAACAUUGUAUGCAAGUUCUUGCCCCAUCUAUAUGGGGCUUUACAGAAAGUCGGUAGAGCAGGAGUGAAACUCUAUCUUUAUGACUGUGUUUGAGCGACGUACGUGAGUUGUUACCCUAUGACGGUCUUUCCUGCAAUAAAUUUAAUAUGCCGGUCUUCCCCACAUUGUACUUAUGUCCAGUUUUUUUUUAUAAAUGUGUAGUGGUCACUAUGAUCUCGAGUAUAUUUACUUUAGAAAUGUAAUUUAAGUUUAAAUUCGUCCAUUAGCAAAUGUAAGCUUUAAGAUUGUAAUGUACUUACGUACGUUUAGUUUUAUUCAUAAUUAUGAAUGUUUUAAAAAUUGUGGAAGUUUAUGACCUAAGUGCCUUAAUUAUAAAAGUAUUUGUAAUAAAGUGACUAAUUUUA
This is a messenger RNA of Cydia fagiglandana, 2975 nucleotides long. RefSeq names its product nuclear receptor subfamily 2 group C member 2-like (gene nhr). Gene Ontology annotation, cellular component: nucleus; cytoplasm. Gene Ontology annotation, biological process: negative regulation of transcription by RNA polymerase II; cell differentiation; anatomical structure development. Bases 223 to 1638 code for a protein of 471 amino acids. Gene Ontology annotation, molecular function: RNA polymerase II cis-regulatory region sequence-specific DNA binding; nuclear receptor activity; zinc ion binding. The transcript is spliced from 12 exons. NCBI's taxonomy places the organism in Eukaryota, Metazoa, Arthropoda, Insecta, Lepidoptera, Tortricidae. The record is from RefSeq and is a predicted model, not a curated record.